AUGGCAUUGUCUUCUAACUGGGAGAACUUGAAGAAAUCAAAGAGAGUAGUUGUCAAGGAAGGGAAGAAGAAGAAUAAUGGUAAAGCUGUAAAAAAUGAUGGUAAAAUAACUAAGAAUGAGGCUGAAAAGAUGAAGAAACCUCGUAAAAUUAUGGAUAUGAUUUAUAAUAUGAAUAAGGAGAUGAAGAAGGCAAAAGAGGAAAAAAUGUUAGGUAAUGAUUUUGAAUUCAACAAGGAAAUUGGAAAUUCUAAACUGGAUGAAAAAUUAAUGGAUGAUAUAAAAUUGGUUAAUCAUAAUGAAAAAGUUAGUAACACUGGUAAAUAUGUUGCCAUUGAUUGUGAAUUUGUGGGUGUUGGUCCAGAUGCUAAGGAAUCAGCUUUAGCAAGAAUCUCGGUUGUAAAUUACUUUGGUCAUGUUAUAUUAGAUGAAUAUGUGAGACCACAAGAAAAGGUCACAGAUUGGAGAACUUGGGUGAGUGGUAUCAAACCAGAGCACAUGAAGUCUGCAAUUACAUUUAUAGAAGCACAGAAAAGGGCAUCUGAAAUUCUAAAUGGUAGAAUUUUAGUAGGACAUUCGGUUAAACAUGAUUUAGAAGCAUUAUUAGUAUCGCACCCAAAAUCAAUGAUUAGAGAUACCUCAAGACAUUUACCUUUCAGACAAAAAUAUGCAAAGGGUAAAACUGUUAGUUUGAAAAAAUUAGCAAAAGAGAUAUUAAACGUGGAGAUUCAAGAUGGUCGUCAUUCUUCUGUUGAAGAUGCAAGAUCAACAAUGUUAAUAUAUAAAUCAGAUAAACUAGAAUUUGAAAAACUGCAUAAAAAUCAUAAUAACUCUACUCAUUAG
Vanderwaltozyma polyspora DSM 70294 is the source of this 840-nucleotide messenger RNA. RefSeq names its product putative 3'-5' exonuclease (gene REX4). Lineage: Eukaryota; Fungi; Ascomycota; Saccharomycetes; Saccharomycetales; Saccharomycetaceae. The transcript has a single exon. The record is from RefSeq and is a predicted model, not a curated record. Gene Ontology annotation, cellular component: nucleus. Gene Ontology annotation, molecular function: 3'-5' exonuclease activity; nucleic acid binding. Gene Ontology annotation, biological process: ribosomal large subunit assembly; rRNA processing. The coding region runs from base 1 to 840 and encodes 279 amino acids.